Aplysia californica (California sea hare) is the source of this 3725-nucleotide messenger RNA. Its product is annotated as tubulin-folding cofactor B. The record is from RefSeq and is a predicted model, not a curated record. Gene Ontology annotation, cellular component: microtubule plus-end; nucleus; cytoplasm. NCBI's taxonomy places the organism in Eukaryota, Metazoa, Mollusca, Gastropoda, Aplysiida, Aplysiidae. Gene Ontology annotation, molecular function: alpha-tubulin binding; microtubule plus-end binding. Gene Ontology annotation, biological process: tubulin complex assembly; cytoplasmic microtubule organization; post-chaperonin tubulin folding pathway.
AACCUUCGAAAACAAAUAAAGGGAGACAGGGAAUUCCCAUUUUCACUCAUGGUUGUGAUUAGCAACUUGCCGUUAUCGUGGUGAAUCACGCACUAUCAUUCAUCAUUCAGCGGUUUCCAGUUUCCGUCAUCCGUUUUCUUCUGUGCGAAGAGUGAGUUUCACCAACAGUUCGACAGAUCUGCGGAGUGGCUUCAAAUUCAAAUCGUGAGUGGGAGAGGGAAUUCUGUUCCGACUUACAAGUGUCCUGGUCAUUAAAAGAAGACAAGGAUGGCAGCCCCAGUUUCAGUGUCUUCCAACCCAGUGGUGUCCGUACUAGUUACGAGCACUGCUAAUCCCUUCGGAGUGGAGAGGAGGUUUGAAAGAGGGAUGAACAUCUCAACAUUGAAAUCUAAGUUGGAAUUAGUUACUGGUGCUUUUGCCCAAACCAUGAAACUGUCUGUUUUGAACUCUGAGAACAAACUCAUUUGCCAACUAGAUAAUGAUGAUGCCCUCCUUGGAUCUUACCCAGUUGAUGAUGGAAUGACUCUGCAUGCAGAAGACUCAAAUUUGAAAGCAGAUGAAUACAGUGAUACAUCAAAAGUUGAGAAAUUUGAAAUUUCCGAGGAUGAGUACAAGAAAAGAACUGAUAGUGUAAGAGCUUUUAAGGAAAGAAAUAGGUUGGGACGUUUCAAUGAAGAAUUGGUGCAGAAAAAGGAAGAAGAGCUGAAACUGAAGGAGCAAGCUGAAGAUGAAAAGGCUGCAAGUUUGAAAGUAAAUGAUCGUUGUGAAGUGCGAGUGUCAGGACAACCGAGUCGAAGGGGAGUGGUGAAAUAUGUGGGCAAGACAGAGUUCAAACCUGGAACCUGGGUGGGAGUGCACUAUGAUGAACCCCACGGAAAGAAUGAUGGAAGUGUUGGUGGAAAGAGGUACUUCGAGUGUCCUCCAAAGUAUGGAGGUUUUGUUCGGCCAUCCAAUAUUGAAGUUGGAGACUUCCCAGAAGAGGGUUUUGAUGAUGAUGAAAUGUGAUUUAGUUGUUUGUUUCCAAUAGUUAAUUUAUGGUUUUCUAAAGCAAAAUCCCACACCAGAUGUGUAUCUUUCAUUGAGUAUAUUUUUUUUUUCACAAUCUUGUUUCAAUACCAAAAAAAAUUAAUUUAAAGUGUUUCCAUUGAAAUGUGUUCUGCAAUAUGGGCUUGAGCUUAUGUACCAUGUACAUUCAUUGCAUCAUUACAAGUUACAUUUGCACUUCAGCAAGCAUUAGAACAAAGUUGUUAGUUCUGUAUGUAGGCCUACAGAUACUUUAACUCACUUUUCAUAAGAUUGCAGGUUUGGAGGUUCAAGCCUCAGCUUGGUCCAAUGCUGUGUCCUUGGGAAAGGUACUUUACACGAAUUUCCUAUUUAGUUCGGUCCCUUUGGAGAUGGGCAUUAAUAAACUCAUCAUAGGUUCUGCUUCUUAAAUAUCCUUCCACUUCCACUCGUUUUGAUAGAAGCAUUAAACCAAUACCUUUUCUCCAAUUUUUUUUCUCCACUUUUCAGUCUUACACAUAUUAUGUGAUUGUUUGAUCUUUCUUUACAAAUUAUAGAAAGUUUUGAGUCAGUUUCAGCUUAAAAAUUUCAGUUUCAGAUUCAUAAUUCUUUUUUGUAUUUUCUUUAAGGAUUACUUUCUUUAAAUUUUGGUGUUUCCUUUUUGUGCAUUCUUGCCCAGAUUAGAACAGAAACUGGAUUUUUUUAGUUCCAAUAAUUUCCUGUUUCUGAAUUAAAAGUACCGGGUAACUUGAAGUUAGGUUAGACUUUCUAUUCAUUAAAAUCUAAUUUUCUUCAGCAAUGUCUAAACAUCUAGUUUUUUUCAUUGCCUUUAAAAUGAAGCCUACUACUACUCGUUUUUUUUGCGGUCUAACUUUGUGAGAAAGAAGUAGGGCCUACUGUAUGGUCCUUAUCUGAUCACCAUUUUAAUUGUCUUGUGUUGAACUUCAAAGAAUGUCUCCCAAAUUGUUGCUCUUGCAUUGUUUCUCAGAAUUAUUUAUCAGGUUGUGCGCAAGGUUUAAAGUAUGCCUCGAAUGUUUUUGUUGAGAAAUGUCACAUUCUAUUAUUUUUCUCUUUUGUAUUGCUCAUAGUUAAGUCUUAAACUUAAAUGCUCCAUAUUGUUUUGGUAUGUUUUAAGGCAAACAUCGUCAUGGUCCCAAACAGUGAAGCAUAAGUAGUAUAAGGGUUACUCUUAAUGAGUUGUUGUUUGGGAAAUUUAAAUUACGACUCAGUGUUUUGUAUAUUUUAGGGCACAUUGGCCGUAUGUUGGGGUUUUUUUUCAGGUUUAGGUGACGUUGAGUCAUACUUUUUAUAUUUUUCUGUGGUUCGCAAUGAAUGCUGAAAUUUUCAAAGAUGUUUUUCGUUCUUUGUGAUACUCUGAUACUGAACUUUUCAUUUGGAGCUUGUGACCUUGAAGAAGUAAGUCUGGGUAUGAAUUACUUCUUCCUCAAGUCUAAAAUGCAGAAGUGGCAUAAAUAUUGUUGCAUGGCAUAAACGUUGCUGCAUCUUGUUCUACCAUCAAAUUGAUUUCAAAUGUUUCUGGUGUACUUCAGUUGUGCUUUUUAUGAGGAAUUUUGAAGAUCAAGAGGCUGUGCUUUAUACACACAAUCUAGAUUGUCCUUUCUCGUCUCUGUAUUUGCAUAGAGGCAUAGCGUUUUGUUUUUCCUGAUGAAAUGUGGAAAAAUUAUUUUCUCCAACCUUCAUGCCACUUGGUGGUAUUUGUUGCUAAUCCACCAGAUGCCGCUGCAAAGUCUCUGUACAAUGAUGGGCACAGCGCCAGUUCAGGAAAUCCCAGUUCAUCAUGAAAUAAACUGUGUUGAUUAUUAUGGGAUUUUCUUUUAAAGGACACUUUUGAUUUUAUGUGCUGAGGCACGUCUUGCUGAAAAAAAAUAUAAAGUUACAUUGCCACUUUUUUUUUUACUUUCAUCUUCAUAGUCUGCAGUAAUGUACAGUAUUGAAAUCCUACUUUACAGGGUAAGCUGAUUUUGUUAGUAAAAUUUGUCAGGUACCGGUACACAGAUGCUUAGAAGAAAGAAAAUGAUGACCUUAUUUUGUGUAAGAGGGGGCGCUUUGUUAGCUCAGUUGGUAUCAUGCUGAAAUACAGAGCGAAUGACCCUGGUUUAAAUCCCAGACUGAGCGUUUUUUAACUCAGGUUAUAUUCUGGAGUUUUCAAGGCUCUCAAGCCAUUUGGCUCAGUCCUAUCAGAUGGAUGAGAUUCGGAGGUCCCGCCUCUUAAAAAGAUCUAACCUAAUGAUUUUGAUAGCGAUAGGGGAUUUAUUUCUAUACACUUACUUUUCACGGUUUAACAGGUAACUCUUUAACACUAAAGACACUAGUACUAGUUCUAGUAGUGUCUGAACCAUGUAUAUUGCUCUAUAUUGCUCUUGUGUGUUGGUUCCACUUGUAAGUUGUUUCAUGUGCUUCUUAGCAAACAGCUUUCUUGAUCAGAAUAGCACUUCACAGACAAAGCAACGGUCAAGUCACUCUAUGUCAGAGGAUGCACUGUCCAUAUUUCUAUAUAUAUAUAGAACCAUUGUACCGGUACUCUUACUGAAUGCUUUAUCAUGUAUUGUCAUCAGGAUAUGGCAAAAUGACAUAUUGCCAGUUUUGCUUGAUCUGCUGGUGUGUUCAUUUGCCACCUUUUAGGAACUGUGGUUUGGGAGAUGCUUUCGCAAUGUUAUGUAAUUUGCCAUUCCUGUGUAAUUAAAAAAGUUCCUAUUACAGUU